AUGAGGAUGUGGAUUAUUCUUCUGUGCCUGAGCAACGGAUGGAUGCAAACAGCCUCCACAGCUGAUGUAACCCCCACACCCUCCUCUGCACCAGUGACACCCACCGAGGACGAGAGCGCCCUACUGGUGGAUUGGCUGAUGAAGUAUGGCUACCUCCCGCCCUCAGACCCCUCCACUGGUCAGCUACAGGCCUGGACAGCUGUCACUAACGCUGUCAGGGCCAUGCAGAGGUUUGCAGGCCUCAGAGACACUGGAGUUGUAGAUGAGGAGACAACGGCACUGAUGAACAGUCCACGCUGCUCUUUACCUGACCAGGACGAACCAUCCAAAUCACCAGCCAACCAAGAGGGGAGAAACAUGAAGAGGAGGAGGAGGAGGGCUGUCUCCAUGUGGGCACGCCGGAACAUUAACUGGAGGCUGCGUUCAUACCCCUCCUCUUCCCAUCUGUCCCGGGAAAUGAUUCGCUCGCUGGUCUUCUAUGCUUUGAGAGUGUGGGCAGAACCAACCCCCCUGGAGUUCCACGAGGUGGGCAGUCCAGAGACAGCAGACCUACAGAUAGACUUCCUCCAUGGUUACCACGGUGAUGGCUAUCCCUUUGAUGGGGCAGGUGGUGCAGUCGGCCAUGCUUUUUUCCCAUCGGACCCCACCCGGGCAGGAGGAGUUCAUUUGGAUGCAGAGGAGGAGUGGACCUUCAGACAGCCAGCCUCUGAAGGCACUGAUCUGUUCACAGUGCUGGUCCAUGAGUUUGGCCAUGCACUCGGCCUCGCUCACUCCUCAUCCCGCCACUCAGUGAUGAGGCCGUACUACCAGGGUCCUGCUGGAGACCCCCUACAGUACAGCCUGGGACCCCAAGAUCUGGAGCACAUCACCCAGCUCUACGGUAAAAGGAACCAGCUGCUGGCCACUGAUGCUCCUCGCCUCGCUCCAGAGCCUCAGCUGCGCCACAGAGGCCACCGCCACCAUCACAGACAUGGUCCCUUCAUAGAUCGCUGUAACACCAGUUUUGAUGCUGUGGCAAGGAUCCGAGGAGAGACUUUCUUCUUCAAAGGCCUGACGGUGUGGCGAGUCAAUGGUGGUGGCUUGGUAUCCGGUCGUGGGGCUUCUGUCAGGAGGCUGUGGAGGGGUCUACCACCUGACCUACCUCAUCUUCACGCUGUGUUGGAGAGACAGUCAGAUCAUGCCAUCAUCUUUAUCAGUGGUUCCCAGUUCUGGCUGUUCAGAGAUCUGUCCCUGCAGGAAGGCUACCCUCAGCCCCUGUCUGUCCUCAGGAUGGGGGUGAGUUUAGCUGGAACAGAUGAGGAGGAGGAGGGGGAAGAGCAAGAGGGAGCAUCAAGGAAGCGGGGCCUGGUCUGGGACUCAGAGGAGGGCCCCGUGUGGGGGAACAUGGGCGGUGCUGAGGAAGAGAAGCAAGAAGACACCUGGACUCAGCUGCUUAGAGAGGGUGUCAGUGGCAUCACCAGAGACAGCGAUGGCUCCAUCUAUCUCUUCAAAGGAGACUCCUACUGGAAGUUUACAUUUCCAGGCUCCUCAGUGCAGGACGGAUACCCACGGUCCUCUGCUGCAGACUGGCUGGACUGCCCCGAUUCCUCCUCAUCCUCCCCCGUGGCGGACGACCUCUCCCUGGCUCUGUCUCCACCUGCAGGAAGACAGGAGCUCAGGGAUCAAUUGAGGGAGGCGAGCAAAAAUGAGGAAGCAGGAGGAAAGAGGAGGGACAGAAAUGGAAACAGACAACAAGACAUGCAGGACGGAGGUUCACACAUCUGGACUCAGUGCACUUGCCAGAAUGGAGCUCUUGGUAGCAGGACAACAUCUGUGACUGCUGCCUUGCUGCUGAUUACAUGGACCGUGCUGGCUAUUUAA
Molecule: messenger RNA, 1860 nt
Organism: Chelmon rostratus (copperband butterflyfish)
Lineage: Eukaryota; Metazoa; Chordata; Actinopteri; Chaetodontiformes; Chaetodontidae
Gene: mmp17b
Product: matrix metallopeptidase 17b
Exons: 11
Coding region: 1-1860 (619 amino acids)
Biological process (GO): proteolysis; collagen catabolic process; extracellular matrix organization
Cellular component (GO): extracellular matrix
Molecular function (GO): metalloendopeptidase activity; zinc ion binding
Source: RefSeq, a predicted model, not a curated record